This is a messenger RNA of Microplitis demolitor, 2453 nucleotides long. RefSeq names its product caspase-7. The record is from RefSeq and is a predicted model, not a curated record. Gene Ontology annotation, biological process: proteolysis. Bases 1463 to 2194 code for a protein of 243 amino acids. Gene Ontology annotation, cellular component: protein-containing complex. Gene Ontology annotation, molecular function: cysteine-type endopeptidase activity; caspase binding. The transcript has 5 exons. Lineage: Eukaryota; Metazoa; Arthropoda; Insecta; Hymenoptera; Braconidae.
CGCGGAGGGGGGGGGCUAUGUAAGGCCAUAGAUAAGCCGAUUUGGGUCUUUUUGUUCGUGACCUCUGUGCGGAUAGCAUCUCUCUAAUCACACAGUACCUGAGCGAGCAUAAAAGAUAACCUUGAGACGGCGAUAUAAAAUAUUUCGCACCGCGGCAUAAAAUAUACAACCAUAACCUCAAUUAGCAAUUAUUGAAUUAAAUAUUCGCCAUACACGUUGACCAUUUUCCGGAAACGGAUAAUUAUUAUUUUAUUUUUAAUUAAGUAUUUAUUUUAAUCAUGGAUUCUAUUAACCCAGAAAAAAUUGAUAAAUGCAUAAACGAUGCAAUGCCUAAUAUAAUACAUGCAUUAUGGAAUACUAUGUUGAAAAAUAAUAUUUUAAACCAGGAUGAUGUUAAUAUACUGACAUCUGAGGAUCAAGAGGAAAAUUUAGAAAAAAAGCGGGAAAUAAUGAUGAAAAUAGGCCAAGUUGGGGAACAUGUCAGCGAAAAUUUUUGUGACCGUUUUUCGAACACUGACGACAAUAAAUUUUAUCGAAUGAUUGAAAAAGCCCAACUGGUUUGUAAGACCGAUGAUGAUAAUAGGUAAGUCAAAAAAAACAUCUUAUGAGUAUGCAAACAAUUGCUAAUCAAUGGCCGAUGGAAAUAAGGAAAGUUUUGAUGGAAAAAUGCAAAUUUGAAAAGAUUAGUUUCUAUAAUGAAACAUACUAAGAUUUAAAAGACGAAGUGUUUAAAUCAGUUAUGAGUCACACGACGUUUAUUGAGAGGAAAAUAAUUUGAAUUUAUGAACGAAAAUGAAUCUGAGAAGAGGUCCAAGAAUUAUUUUUAAAUAAAUUGGAUUAAUUUGAAUUUCAUUGAAGCGCAUUAAAUAAUUUAUAAAUUAUAAGUAAUGAGUAAUGAGUUGAAACGGAAUACACACGAAAAGUAUAUUAAGUAAAUCUUGCUGAGUAAGAAUUGAUAUGGAAAAUUUAUGAAGAUUUAUAAUAUAUAUAUAUAUAUAUAUAUAUUGAUAAUUAAAAGGCUGAUAGCCAGAGACUACUCAUUACUAUAACUAUAAAUAUUUAAAAGGCAACGAAAUACUUGAAAAUAGAUUUUAUGAAUUAUUUAUAAUAUAUAUAAUUGUGUCCUACUGAAUAGUAAAGAGAAUUGAGAUUCGACGAAUUAAACAAUGAAUUGAUAAUUUUUUUUUUAAUAUUAUAAACCAUCAAAAGGCUAAGUAUUUUUUUUUUUUUUUUUUUUUUUUUUUUUUUACAAUAAUGAUUUCAUCUUAUUGUUAUUGUUAAUAUAUGGGUUUGUUGAUUUACAUACAUAGUUAUUUUUUUUCACAGGGAUGAUGAGUUAGAAAAUCCUCUAUGGAAUGCUCAGGAGCUUUUGAAUGUUAAAGUCGAAAAAAUAGCGAAGGGAAACAUUAUACCGGAGCAUAUACUCAGAAGCAAUCCAAGAGGCUUAGUAUUGUUGAUAACAAUGAUUGACUAUAACGAUCCAAAGCGCAAUCGAACAUCUGCUAAAUGUGAUAAUAAAAAAUUAUUUAAAUUAUUUCAACAAUUUGGUUUUCGAGUUAUUGAAAAAACUAAUAUCACUGUUAAUAAGUUGAAUAAAUUUUUAAAAAAAUAUUCAAAAUAUUCAUUACUUAAUAAAGUAGAUUCAUUAUUUGUCGUAAUAUCAGCACACGGUGGAUCUAGUAAUGAUGAAAAUAAUAAUAGUGUGAUUGAGUUUACCGAUGGUCUAAUACCAUGCAGUGAAAUAAUUAAUUAUUUUUCGGUCGAAAAUUGUCCUACUAUGGCUGGGAAACCAAAAUUAUUUUUUUUUCAAACAUGCAGAGCUCGAGAACACAAUCAAAAUAUCGAUAAUCCUUUAAAGGAUUUAGAUAUUAACAAACUAGAUAAUAAAUAUAUGAAAGUUAAUGACAAAGGAGAACGUAAUUUUUCUGAUAUUUUUGUUGUGCACUCAACUUUGCCGAACCAUAUAUCGUAUCGUAAUAAAAAAUAUGGUUCGUAUUUUAUCCAAAUACUCUGCGAUGUUUUUCAAAAUUAUGCUUGCCGUUAUUCAGUACAGGAUUUACUGCUACUAAUUGAUGCUGAGAUGGCAAAGUUACGGUUCGGUGAAUACACUAAUUCUCAGACGAUUACUGUCAAGACUAUCGGAGUAAAUAAACAAUUAUAUUUAAAUCCUGUGGUUAACAAUAAGCUAGAUUGAGCUUUAGAAUGAUGCAAUAAAAAUUUUGUAACAAACAAUGUUGCAUAUACAAAAUUGACUAUAACUAAUACCACGUUGACGUGGUGGCCAUGGAAUUGUGCCUUAUUGAAAAUAACUCUGUCGCAGGUUCUAAUUUUCCUGCGUUGACUGACUACAAAUUAUAUUUAUUAAAUAUUUAUAAAUAAAUUAUAUAAUUUAUUCUAAUUUUUUUUUUGUACGUUUGUAAGAAAAAACUAAAUAAAAUAUUGAAAAAAACUGA